Molecule: messenger RNA, 2543 nt
Organism: Priapulus caudatus
Lineage: Eukaryota; Metazoa; Priapulida; Priapulimorpha; Priapulimorphida; Priapulidae
Product: atlastin-2-like
Exons: 13
Coding region: 56-1642 (528 amino acids)
Biological process (GO): protein homooligomerization; endoplasmic reticulum organization
Molecular function (GO): GTPase activity; GTP binding
Source: RefSeq, a predicted model, not a curated record
GCUUCUGACACGAAAUAAACAUCCAGACGCAACAGGCAGGCCAACUCUUGUUGAAAUGAAUGGCAUGACGAAGCGAUCGCGCGGCCAGCCCGUGCCCGUCGUCGUCACGGGCGACCAGCACACGUUCACCCUCGACGAGGAGGCCAUCGAGAGCAUUCUGCUGCAGGACCAUGUGCGAGACCGGAAGGUCGUUGUCGUGUCGGUAGCUGGCGCGUUCCGGAAGGGCAAGUCCUUCCUGCUCAACUUCUGCUUGCGCUUCAUGGAGAAGACGGGAAGCCACGAUUGGUUGUCAGACGAGCUAGCCCAUCUUGAUGGAUUUCCAUGGAAAGGGGGUUCAGAAAGGUACACAACAGGGAUUCUGAUGUGGAGCGAAGUGUUUCUUGUCGACACACCGUCCGGUGAAAAGCUUGCUGUUCUGUUGAUGGACACCCAAGGUGCAUUUGAUAGUCAGUCGACAGUGAAGGAUUGUGCGACAGUGUUCGCUCUCAGUACAAUGACCAGCUCAGUACAGGUUUUCAAUUUGUCUCAAAAUAUCCAAGAAGAUGAUUUGCAACACCUUCAGCUCUUUACCGAAUAUGGGAGACUGGCACUAGCAGAUUCAGACAGCAAGCCAUUCCAGAGCCUGGAGUUCCUCGUCAGAGACUGGUGCUAUCCAUAUGAGGCAGACUACGGUGCAGAAGGAGGAGCUAAAAUAUUGGAGCGAAGGUUGCAGGUGUCAGACAAGCAGCAUCCAGAGUUGCAGCAGGUCAGGGAGCACAUAAACAGCUGCUUCGAUAAGAUCGGCUGCUAUCUCAUGCCACAUCCUGGACUGCUCGUCGCCACAAACCCGAAUUUCGACGGGCGCCUAUCUGAUAUUGAACCCCAGUUUAAAGAGCAGCUGAAGUCUUUGGUUCCAUUACUGCUUGCCCCCGAAAACCUGGUGGUGAAGGAGAUUAACGGAAACAAAAUAUCGUGUAGAGAACUACUAGAAUACUUCAAGUCAUACAUCAAGAUUUACCAGGGUGACGAACUUCCAGAACCCAAGUCCAUGCUGCAGGCUACGGCAGAGGCUAAUAACCUGGCAGCAGUAGCAAGCUCAAAGGACAUGUACACUAAGGAAAUGGAACAGGUGUGCGGUGGUGACCGACCUUUCCUUGACCCGGAAAUGCUCGAGCGGGAACACCGCCGCUGCCUGGAGCACGCGCAGGCGGCCUUCCAGCACAAGAAGAAGAUGGGCGGCACGGAGUUCUGCCACGUCUAUGAGGAGCGUCUGAUCAACGAACUAGAGGAGGCGUUUGCGAACUUGCAGCGGCACAAUGAGAGCAAGAAUAUCUUCUCGGCGGCACGCACACCUGCCGUACUGUUCGCGCUCAUCACCAUCUGCUACACGCUGUCCGGAAUCUUUGCAUUCAUCGGCAUCCUGUCCCUAGCAAACAUGUUUAACAUGUUCAUGGGUGUGGCAUUAGUAAUGCUUAUAACGUGGUCGUACAUACGCUACAGCGGUGCUCACAGAGAACUCGGACAAGUUAUAGACCACACUGUCAAUUUUGUGUGGGAUAAGUUUAUAGCACCUGUGGUAGCACACAGCGUACAGAGAGCAAUUGAACAGCAAACGAUGGCACCACUCGAUAAGCGAAGAACAGACGAAAAGAAGUUACACUAGUGACUGAAUUGGAUGGCGCCGAGUCGCACCAGCCUGCAGGUUCCAACCGUUUACGUCUCCACGCUCUCGCGUCUUGGCAAGCUUCGUUCCGACUCCCAGCGCAAACCCUGCCGGGAACAGUAAGUGUUUGAUUUUGGGUGCAUCCGGGCUGUCGCCGUGGUGACGACGUGCCUCCGGCGUCCCGGUCACGCGACUGCACGAAAAUCGUGUGUCCCGCCGGUUUCUGGACGGCAUCCGGAAACCGGAAAACCGGCACCGCAACAUGACCGCCUGCAUCUGGUGCUGCCUCGCGUGGCUGUCCCGAUUUGUACACGUAGCGGACGUUUCUCUGUACUGCAACCAAAUGUGAUAUACAUACAGAAGAACAUCUGAGCCGUUCAUCAAAGCGAGUUCGUAGGUAGUCGAGAAGAUUUUUCGUUAUCCCUGUGAGACAACAGUGCCAUCCUGUGUUCAUGAAAGUUUCAGAAAUCUGCAGAGCAAUCAAUAUAUCGCCUUUCCUCUUGCUGUUUGAGGGUACCAAGUAUUUUGUUAUUAUCUAUGCAAUGUAUAUAUUGACUAUACGUUACAUCAAAAGUCCUGUCGGUGGGAGAUAAGACGACUAGGUUUCACUACAUUGUGAUUGCCAUUUAAAAGAUCAUGGUAACCUGUUUGUAAUGGUUGCAGAUGUUAUCCUAUUCGAUUCACUUCAGAUGAAUUUUAGAACCGAACUGAGCUGAGAGGACAAGAUUGGGUUUUUAGUAACAUUUUGUUGUGUGGUGGUCUCUUGUUGCUGUGUGUUGUACCUUACUCAGGAAUACCUUUUGUGCCGAAAAAUCAUCUUGGAUGUUUUCGCUUGCAGCUGCUGCGGUUGCUGUUGCUGCUUCUGCUGCUGCUACAGCUGCUGCUGCUGCUGCUGCUGCUG